AAAUUAUUUUCGCUUCCAUAAACAGCGGCAGCAUGCAAACCGCGGGGUUCCCGAUGGCCCUCGCGGUGCUUUUGACCAUGUUAACGGUGAUGGACGUGAAGGCGAGCGGGGAAUACUGCCACGGCUGGAGGGAUCCGCAGGGCGCAUGGAGAGACGGUUUCCAGUGUCCUGAGCGCUACGACGCCGCCGAGGCGAUCAUCUGCUGCGGCAAGUGCGAGCUGCGUUACUGCUGCUCCAGCACAGAGGCCAGGCUCGACCAGGGCACCUGUGACAACGACAAGCGGGGCAGAGAGGAGCCGGGUGCUGGCCACGAGGACGGCAACAACUCCGGGGCAGUGCCCAUCUAUGUGCCUUUCUUGAUUGUGGGGUCGGUCUUCGUGGCGUUCGUCUUGCUCGGCUCGGUGGUCGCUGUGUGCUGUUGUCGUUGCCUCCGACCCAAACAAGAACCUACCUCCGGGGGUGGGCGUCUCCUGGAGUCCAUCCCCAUGAUGACCUCAAGGGGAUCCUCCUCCCGUCAGUCGAGCACAGCCACCUCGUCCAGCUCUUCAGCCCCGCCCAGCGCCACUCGUCCUAUCCCUGGUCCUGCUCCCGCCCCCAUUUUGCGCGCCCAGGCAUCGUGCUGCCUGCCGCCAGAUGCCAGUGUCUACGUCAACAUGCCCACCAACUUCUCCGUGUUAAACUGCCAGCAGGCGACGCAGAUCAUGCCUCACCAGGGUCAGUUCCUGCAUCCUCAGUACAUCGGUUACGCCCACCCAGUCUCACCCACCCCGGCCUUCCUGGACCCUACGCAGGGUGCCUACAGGGCCCUGCAGUCUCCAUAUCCUCCACCUACGAGUGUGACGAGCAUGACAAGUGUGAGUGGAGAGCAGAAGCAGCCGUCUGUGACUAUAUGAGAGGCUCCUUGUAUGUGUGUGUUACACAGAGGAGCAGAAGUCAUGAGGACCUGAAUCCCGGGUCAGUUCAGGGCCAGGCGCAGUGUUGUGUGUGUGUCAUGUGCGCUGCAGACAGUGAGUGUGCUGUGUUUAUGUUGAGAAGACAGCCAUCCACUCUGCACGCUCCUAUCAUUAGCACACAUCAUGGAGGAAGUGGACACUGUGCAAAUGCCGUCUCCUUAGGGUGCCUGUCCCAUUUCCUAAAAUAUUUUUACUCCAGAAAUCUCCAAGGUGGUACAA
Messenger RNA from Ictalurus furcatus (blue catfish), 1172 nucleotides. RefSeq names its product protein shisa-2 homolog. The coding region runs from base 33 to 893 and encodes 286 amino acids. The transcript is spliced from 2 exons. Lineage: Eukaryota; Metazoa; Chordata; Actinopteri; Siluriformes; Ictaluridae. The record is from RefSeq and is a predicted model, not a curated record.